AUGGGAUACUCUAAACUCACAUAUCUUUACGGAUAUUCCAUCACCCUCCUCCUCAUUGUAUUAUUUAUCCUUCUCUUAACAGGACAGAUAGAUCUUUUUUCAAUACUGUCGUCCACUAGCCCUCACUCUUGGGCGUUGCUUGGCAUAGCGUUCUGCAUAGGAUUUAGUGUUGUCGCCGUGGGCAUUACGGGAAGCACCGCCGCCCUGGCAGAUGCACAGAAUCCUGCAUUAUUCGUUAAAAUUCUCGUGGUCGAAAUUUUUGGGAGUAUCGGUCAAAAGUUCUGGGAGGCUAUCUCCGCUGAACACGGCCUUGACCCCACGGGCGCAUACCACGGAGACAGCGACCUACAAUUGGAGCGUAUCAACGUAUACUAUAAUGAAGCGGUUGGUGGAAAAUAUGUCCCAAGGGCUAUACUGAUAGAUCUUGAGCCCGUGACCAUGGAUUCCAUCCGAUCCAGCCCAUAUGGUGCCCUCUUCCGACCAGAUAACUUUGUGUUCGGUCAAUCUGGUGCUGGCAACAACUGGGCCAAAGGUUAUUACACUGAAGGUGCCGAAUUGGUCGACUCCAUCCUAGACGUCCUUCGCAAAGAAUCAGAAUCGACCGAUUGUCUCCAAGGCUUUCAAGUGACCCACUCUCUCGGUGGGGGUACGGGUUCCGGUCUCGGUUCGUUGUUGUUGUCCAAGAUCCGUGAAGAGUACCCAGAUCGCAUGCUGUGUACAUUCUCCGUAGUUCCGUCACCAAAAGUGUCAGAUACUGUCGUUGAACCGUAUAACGCAGUACUUUCAGUUCAUCAAUUGGUGGAAAACAGCGACGAAACCUUCUGCAUUGAUAACGAGGCUUUGUAUGAUAUUUGCUUCCGCACGCUAAAACUGACGAAUCCAAGUUAUGGCGAUCUCAACCAUCUCGUGUCGGCCGUCAUCAGCGGUAUCACGACCUGCUUACGAUUCCCCGGCCAGUUAAACAGUGAUUUAAGGAAACUCGCCGUCAAUAUGGUUCUUAAUCAAUCCUCGCAAUUACUCGAAGUUCCCUUCCCACGUUUACAUUUCUUCAUGGUCGGCUUUGCUCCGUUGACCUCACGUAGCUCCCAAGGCUUCCGCGCUCUAACUGUACCAGAAUUAACAGCUCAAAUGUUCGACUCCCGAAACAUGAUGGCCGCUUCGGACCCUCGUCACGGUCGUUACUUGACCGUUGCCACCAUUUUCCGCGGAAGACUUUCUACCAAGGAAGUCGAGCAACAGAUGCACAUGAUCCAAACCAAGAUGAGCUCCUACUUUGUUGAAUGGAUCCCGUCAAGUGUGAAGACUGCCGUGUGUGAUAUUCCUCCGAUCGGUCUCACGAUGUCUGGUACCUUUGUCGGUAAUAGCACAGCCAUCCAGGAACUCUUCAAACGCAUAAAUACGCAGUUCACCGCUAUGUUUAGACGAAAAGCCUUCUUACAUUGGUAUACCGGUGAGGGUAUGGAUGAAAUGGAAUUUACCGAGGCCGAAUCUAACAUGAAUGACUUGGUUUCCGAAUACCAGCAAUAUCAAGAAGCAUCCACUGAAGAGGAUGGCGAAUACGAAGAAGGUGGAGAAGAAGAGUACGCUGCCGAAGAGGAUGCCGAAUAA
This is a messenger RNA of Acaulospora colombiana, 1608 nucleotides long. NCBI's taxonomy places the organism in Eukaryota, Fungi, Glomeromycota, Glomeromycetes, Diversisporales, Acaulosporaceae. The record is from the annotation of a GenBank genome assembly.